GUCUGUCGCAACCACCUCAUUCUGAUCUGUGCUUGAGGCAUGGAGAACAGUAAGGUUCUUGUAGUUGGUGGCACUGGAUACAUCGGCAGGAGGAUUGUGCGGGCGAGCUUAGCCCAUGGCCACCGGACCUUUAUCCUGAUGCGGCCGGAGAUCGGCCUCAACAUCGAUAAGCUCCAGCUGCUCCUGUCGUUCAAAGCGCAGGGAGCGCUCCUCGUCGAGGCGUCGAUGGAGGACCAUCGGAGCCUCGUCGCCGCCGUGAAGCAGGUGGACGUGGUGGUGUCGGCCAUCUCCGGGCGUCACUUCCUGCUGCAAAUCAAGCUAGUGGAGGCCAUCAAAGAAGCUGGAAAUAUCAAGCGUUUCCUACCAUCUGAAUUCGGCAUCGACCCAGCGAGGAUGGGGCACGCUUUAGAACCAGGAAGGAUCACAUUUGACGAGAAGAUGGAGAUAAGAAGGGCAAUAGAAGAAGCAAGCAUUCCACACACCUAUGUUUCCGCUAACUGCUUUGCUGCUUUCUUUGUUCCUAACCUCUCUCAAAUGCGCACCCUUCUCCCGCCCAAAGAGAAAGUUCACGUGUACGGAGAUGGCAACGUCAAAGUGAUAUUCAUGGACGAAGAUGACGUCGCAACAUACACCAUCAAGUCCAUUGAUGAUCCUAGGGCCUUGAACAAGACAAUAUACCUAAGGCCGCCGGAAAACAUCCUUAGUCAAAAUGAGCUGAUUGCCAAAUGGGAAAAGCUCUCAGGAGAAGUCCUUGAGAGAAUUCCCAUUCCGUCUGAUGAAUUCUUGGCGUCAAUGGAAGGUACGGACAUUACAAAUCAGAUGGCGGUGGGGCACUUCCACCACAUUUUCUAUGAGGGUUGCUCAACAAACUUUGAUAUAGGGGAGGAUGGAGAGGAAGCUUCACUACUCUACCCGGAGGUUCGCUGCACCAGGAUGGAGGACUACAUGAAACGUUAUUUGUAAUUAAGAAAAUGUAUGAACCUUAACUGCCUUACCAGCAGACGUUGCACACCACAUAUGUUAGAGCAUCUCCAGCCGUUGGUCUGGGGGCUUUCGGGUUCCCAGCCGCCGGCCCCAGGGUCGCCCCCAGAAGGCGUCUUUAAUAUUUUUUGAAAAGGAAUUCGGCUAAAAUUCGGUAAA
Messenger RNA from Aegilops tauschii subsp. strangulata, 1140 nucleotides. Its product is annotated as isoflavone reductase homolog. The record is from RefSeq and is a predicted model, not a curated record. Gene Ontology annotation, molecular function: oxidoreductase activity. NCBI's taxonomy places the organism in Eukaryota, Viridiplantae, Streptophyta, Magnoliopsida, Poales, Poaceae.